This is a messenger RNA of Zeugodacus cucurbitae (melon fly), 2134 nucleotides long. RefSeq names its product sodium-coupled monocarboxylate transporter 1. The transcript has 10 exons. Gene Ontology annotation, cellular component: membrane. Bases 193 to 2100 code for a protein of 635 amino acids. Gene Ontology annotation, molecular function: symporter activity. Gene Ontology annotation, biological process: sodium ion transport; transmembrane transport. NCBI's taxonomy places the organism in Eukaryota, Metazoa, Arthropoda, Insecta, Diptera, Tephritidae. The record is from RefSeq and is a predicted model, not a curated record.
AGCCGUAACGUCUAAAAGAACUCUCGGUAGUGCCAAUUUUUUAGUGAAGUGUGUUAUGCAAUAAAAUACUGAACAGGAAUGUAAAUACUAAAAGUGUAUAUUGAAGACUUUGUGUACGUUUAUGUUGCAUUUUCUGCAAUAAGUGUUGUGCGAAGUGAUACAUUUAUAUAUAUAAAUUAAAGACUGGCCACAAUGUCUACCACCACCACUAUAGUUCCUGAGUUUAAGGAGACUUUGACAACCACUACUGCUGCUACUGUGGCGGCUGGUCGAAAUUUCACAUUCGGUAGCGUGGAUUAUGUGGUAUUCGUUUUGAUGUUAGCCGCCUCUGCGGCAGUUGGUAUAUUCUUUGGUUUCUUCUCAAAGUCGAAAAAUACAACCGAUGAGUACCUGAUGGGUGGCAAGCGUAUGAAAAUCAUACCGAUUGCAAUAUCUUUGGUCGCAAGUCAAUUGUCUGCCUUAUCCAUAACAUCAGUUCCUGCCGAGAGCUAUUCGUUUGGUAUCAAUCACUUUUUCAUUAUGGUGUCCAUGAUUGUGGUGGCUCCAUUACUAUGCUACGUUGUUAUACCAGUCUUCUAUGAAAACAAUAUUUUCAAUUGUUAUGAGUAUCUAGAAAAACGUUACAACAAACGCACCCGACAGCUUGUUACGAGUACAUUUAUCUUGAAUGCGUUUCUGCUAUUACCAGUAAUUAUAUUCAUUCCUGCCCUGGCAUUUGCACAAGUGACUGGUUUGAAUAUACACGUGAUCAAUGGUGUAGUGUGCUCGAUUUGUGUUUUCUACACAAUGUUAGGCGGCAUCAAAGCUGUUGUGUGGACUGAUGUGUUGCAGGGCGGCAUUAUGCUUUCAUCUGUGAUAUUGGUGGGCAUCCUGGGGACCAUAAAGACAGGAGGAUUGGGUCAAGUUUUUGAAUAUGCCGCUGAAGGUGGCCGUUUGGAUCUAAACUUUUCACCCGAUCCACGCACUCGCAUAACAGUUUGGAAUUCUUUCAUAUGUGGCAUUAUGAUGUGGGCCGGUCAUGUAGGUCUAAAUCAGAGUUGCGUACAACGUAUUGUCUCUUUACCGUCUCUAAAGCAUGCGCAAAAAGCGCUUUGGUUAAGUUGCAUUGGCUUCUUAGUCGUGAUGACCAUUAAUGUUUUCAUUGGCGUUGUAAUGUUUGCCUACUAUCAUGAUUGUGAUCCCAUCAAAGCAGGCUUGGUCAAUAAGCCUGAUAAAAUGGUGCCGUUCUUUGUACAAGAUAUCAUGGGUCAUCUGAUUGGCAUGCCUGGUUUAUUCAUAUCCUGCGUCUUUAGCGCCGCACUUAGCUCCAUGUCCGCCAUGUUAAACUCCCUAGCCGGUGUGGUGUAUUUCGAUUAUGUUAGGCCGCAUAUUAAGAAAUAUCACACAGAAGCACGUGCCAAUUUCAUAAUGAAGAUCAUUAUUGUCGCAAUGGGUUGCUAUUGUGUGGCUGGUGGUAUGAUGGUAGAACGUUUCGAUUCCAUACUACAGCUGGUAAUAACAAUUACAGGCAUCAAUACUGGCUCUGUAGUCGGUGUCUUUUUGCUGGGUAUGCUUGUGCCGCGAACCAACGGCAAGGUGGCCGUUGCUUCGAUUGUUUUCAGUAUUUUAAGCAUGUUUUGGAUUAUCAUUAAUGGUCAAAUGCGAGCUAAAGAAGGCGCCAUCCGUUACGCACCGUUGCCAUCGAAUAUUGAAGGAUGUGCUGCACACAAUUUACAAGUAAUUUUGAAAUCUAUCUCGAACACUACGAAUGACAUUGGCUUACAAAUGCUCGCACAGGGAGUGGAGGAGCCAAAGGUUACCACAGCUUUUGGUAGCAAUCGUGAAUUUUCCAUUUACGAAAUCUCCUUCUAUUGGUACAAAGUUAUUGGAGUUUCACUUGUCUGGCUAUUGGCCAUUCCGCUUAGCUAUAUCUGGCGACGUGAUGAAGCCGAUAAAAUUGAUCCACACCUUUACGCACCAUUCGUACGACGUUUCAUCAAACGAAGUACACCUGUGGAAAUGGAAGAGUUACCACUGAAAACACCCACUGCAACAGAAGAGAGCGAAACCAAUGGUGGUACAACAAUUCCAAUGCCCGAAAAUUUCAAAAAUAGCAAUUAAUAAAAUCAAUUAGUUUAAUGAAUAUAAAUUAAAA